AUGUCGCUUUACAAAAUUCUAGUGAUAUUCUUGCUAGUUAAUAAAUGUGAAGGGACCGUGAAUCCAUACGGACCGACUGUUGUUAGAGACUACGCUAAUUGCAUCAGUACUAUAAUUGAAAAUGAAUUUAACGAACCCGGUCUCUUGAUAUUCGCGAACACAAAUAAUGUUAGCACUUCAGUGUCUAAUAUAAGAACAGUUUUGUUGAAAAGGCUCCAUGAAACAAUGAAUUUUAGUGUGGAAAUCAUGAGCCCUGGGAAAGAAGUGGAAAUCUGUGAUAAAGACAAUUAUAACCUCGGAGUUUUACACGUCGAUACUUUCGUAGCCAUACCGUCAGCCAAUUAUUUUAUUAUCAUAAUAGACAGUUAUACAGAUUUUUCAUACUUAGCCAGCAAACUUAUAAGGUCGCGUUCUUGGAAUCCAUUUGCAAAGUUCAUCAUUUUACUUUUCAACUACGUUCGGAACGAUAAAAUUAAUAUCGAAUACGUUGAGAAAGUACUUAGCUGCCUCUUCAAAUAUAACGCAAUAAAUAUUGUUAUCGCCGUACCUCAAGCAAGUAAUGUUCGUAAUGCGAUUAUUUACAGUUGGAGACCUUACGACCCACCAAAGUAUUGCGGUUACUUUAAUGAAACAGCUAAAGAUAGACUAGUUGCAGUAAAUACGUGUGAGCGAGGGAGGCUGAAAUACAAUAAUAGUGUUUUUGAAGACAAAGUUCCAUACGACAUGAAUGGCUGUGUAAUGGAAAUACUAGCAUUGCAGAGACAGCCGUUCAUAAGUGAUGAUGAACAGUAUACAAGUAUUGAAAAAAUUAUGAUCGACAGAAUGCUAAAGCGGUUCAAAAUGAAAGCUCAUUAUCAUUUCUUAGAAGGAUUUCGAGGGGAAAGGGAAAAUGUUGGUGAAUGGAACGGAGCGCUAAAGAAACUAUCAUCGAAGACUGGACAAUUGCUUCUAGGUGGUAUAUUUCCAGAUUUUGACGUGCACGAAGAUUUUGAAACUACUACGACGUAUUUAGCAGAUGUUUAUACUUGGGUCGUUCCAAGAGCUCCUAAAUCAGCGCCGUGGGUGGCUUUAGUAUUUGUAUUUAAGCGAUUGGUAUGGUAUUCAGUUAUAGUUUGCUUUGUUCUGUGUGGAAUAGCAUGGACAGUUAUUGGUCGGCUUAGCGGUGAAUCUCCGUACAAUAAAUCACUUUUUCAUUGUUUUCUUAAUACUUGGAUAACUACUAUGGGUUUCGUUACAUACUUACAUCCAAAGAAAGACAGUCUACGUGUUUACUUCGUAUUUCUCAACAUGUACUGUAUAUUAUUCUCAGCAGCAUAUCAAACGCAACUAUUCGAUGUUUUGACACGGACUUCUUACGAUCACCAAAUGAACACAGUUCAGGAGUUAGUUGACAGUGGCAUAAAAUUUGGUGGUUAUGAAGAGUUGCACGAUUUAUUCUAUAACUCAACUGAUCCGUUUGAUAACCUGAUAGGUGAGAAAUGGGUUGACAUCGAAAACAUUACUGAUGCUUUGAUUAAUGUUGCUGUUUAUAGGAAUUUCUCGUUGCUGUGCAGUAAACUCGAGUUGAAACAUAUAUCUGCAGUUACACCUGCAUUGAGUGACAAUGCUGGGAAUUAUAAUUAUCACACGUUUUCUGAUAACGUUUUUAAUGUACCCAUAGAGACGAUAGCGUUGAGAGGAUUCCCUUUUAUGUUGAAGUUUUCAACCACAAUAACAAUAUUUAAGCAGAGUGGUUUAAACGAGGGUUUGAGACAUCAGUUUACAGAAUUUACUGAGAGAAGAAGAGCUCGUCAACUGCGAGAUCUGUUGAAGGAAAAAUCCGAUGUUAGUCCACUGACGGCGAAACAUCUUCAAGGCGGAUUCUUUGCUUUAUUCCUAGGUUAUGUGAGCGGCAUUUUCACUCUUAUUGCCGAAGUCUUAGUGAACACUGGAUCUUUCAAGAAAAAGUUUGCUCAGUGUAAAAGAAAAUUAAACUUUAUGUAAUAGACACAAAUUACAAAAUAGUUUAAUU
Messenger RNA from Spodoptera frugiperda (fall armyworm), 2011 nucleotides. RefSeq lists its product as uncharacterized. Lineage: Eukaryota; Metazoa; Arthropoda; Insecta; Lepidoptera; Noctuidae. The coding region runs from base 1 to 1983 and encodes 660 amino acids. The record is from RefSeq and is a predicted model, not a curated record. The transcript has a single exon.